Messenger RNA from Penicillium expansum, 1530 nucleotides. Its product is annotated as flavin monoamine oxidase family protein. The record is from RefSeq and is a predicted model, not a curated record. NCBI's taxonomy places the organism in Eukaryota, Fungi, Ascomycota, Eurotiomycetes, Eurotiales, Aspergillaceae. Gene Ontology annotation, molecular function: oxidoreductase activity. The transcript is spliced from 2 exons. Bases 1 to 1530 code for a protein of 509 amino acids.
AUGACCGCCUAUCAAGCCAAACUCUCAAGCGAGGGCCACACCUACACCAAAAGUGAUGGACUGGUCGGAGGACUGCACACCUACGGUGUCAUUCAGCCUGAGAGUAAGGUCCACCAAGCGGAUGACGGGCAUGUCUGGGAGACUAUCAUUAUCGGUGCCGGUUACGCUGGUUUGAUUGCGGCCCGCGACCUUGUCAAGGCUGGCAAGAAGACUCUGCUUCUCGAGGCUCGCGACCGUAUUGGUGGCCGAACAUGGAGUGCUGAAGUUGACGGGACUACAUACGAAAUGGGUGGUACCUGGGUGUCGCAUGUUCACGGCCGUCUCUUUGCCGAGAUGCAGCGAUAUGGUCUUCAAGACGAAGUUACUAUGACGCGUACCGAAAAUGGUGGUUGCUCUUACUUCACCCUUGAUACCGGGUCGGGAUCGCGAACCUUCACCCUCCAGGAGGCCGGUGAAAUGACUGCCAGGGCUUGGAGAAUUUUUAUCAACAUUGACGGCAAUAAUUGUCGUGAUAUAUGUCCCCUUCCUCAUUCAUCGCUUGGCAACUUCCGCGUCUCCUUCGAGCAGAUCCAAGCUGUGGACCAGCUCUCAUGCCGUGACCGCAUUGAACAAAUCAAGCAUCUCCUAACCGCUGACGAGCUCGCCCUUAUCGAGUCCCUCGUUCCACACUGUGGUGGUGGAUCUGUUGAGGAUAUGGGUUUUCUGGAGAUGGUCCGCGCCCAGGCCCUCCAGGGGUAUAGUCCUGAAACCUUUGAGGAGAUAUGGACUCUCUACAAGAUUCGUGGAGGCCAGUCCACACUUGCUCGUCGUAUUUUCGAUGAUUCAGUCCGCCUUGGGCUUCAAUAUGAGUUCAAAACUCCCAUUAAGUCUAUAAUGGAGAGAAGGGGCAUUGUUUCUAUCACUGCCACCACUAGCAGCACCCAUACCAAAGUCUAUCGUGCGAGGCGCGUCAUCAACACAAUUCCUGUCGCAGUUCUCCCUACUAUCGAAUUUGAUCCUCCUCUCACUGCUCUCCGCCAGGAAGCCCUCGAGAUCAAUCAGCUUGAUUACCUAACCAAAAUUCAUGCCGAGGUUGAGGGUGACCUCCGCGGGCUCAGAGGCUGUACAUGGCCUGGCGAAUUACUUUACGUCUAUGGAGACGGCUUCUGUGCUGGCGGCAAGUCGACCCGUAUCACCUCAUUCGCUGGUGACAACCGAGGCAUCCUUAACCCACUUGAAGAACCAGAGAGACUUGAGGUUGCUCUGCAGCGGUUUCAUCCUAUGAACAUCAAGAAGCUGGUCUUCCACGAUUGGGUUGCAGACCCUUACGCAAAGGCCGGCGCCGCCUGGUAUCCCGCCGGUUUCCUCACCAAGUAUCUUGCCGAGCUUCAGAAGCGCCAUGGAAAUGUCCUCAUGGCAAACUCCGAUUGGGCCUCCGGGUGGAGGGGAUUUAUCGAGGGUGCCCUUGAGCAAGGUGCUCUUGCCGCUGGAACUGUCCUAGACGAGAUUGAUGUUUCCAGUGCGAACGCUGUCCCUUGCUCUAAGAUUUAA